GUACAGUGUGUAGCGGAUUCUUACAUGAGUAGGUACAGUUCGUACAACUGUUUCAGUCUGUCUCGAAACGUUACGCAUUUCAGUUUCGUCGACUUUAGGUAACGGUCGCCAGGCGUGUAUUGUACACUCGAACAUAAAAUGGCAAGGUCGUUGAGUCCUCUUCAAAUAUCGCAGCUAAGGGAUUCGUGGUCAGUGCUUGCACAGGACCCGAGCCGGUUGGCGUCAGCAUUGGUAAUCAGGUUGUUCAAAGAAAAUCCUGAGUAUCAAUCAUUAUUCAAAAGGCUUAAGAACUUAUCGAUAGAUGAACUUGCGUCCAAUCCUCAGUUUAUGUCACAUGCAUCGAAAGUAGGUGCAGCAUUAGCGUCAACUAUCGAUCACCUUGAUAAACCUGAAGAAUUAGAAAAAUUACUCACUAAUCUUGGAAUUAAACAUAAAAAAUAUGGACUUUCAGCGAAACAUUUUCAGGUUAUUGGAGACGUGUUGGUUGCUAUGAUAGCAGAAGCAAUCGGUGACAGUGAACCAGAAUUAUUAGAAUUGUGGAAGUCCAGUUUAACUUCAGUACUGAGUAUUAUAAUUGCAGCAUGCCAUUGAAUUCAAAAUGGAGUACCAACUAAAGCAACAAUUCAGAACUCUAAUGCAAUUAGGAACUUUCUUCAGGACCUUGCUACAGAUAUAAGUCCUACUAGUAUACUUACAUUUUUUUGCUAGCCAUAUAGAGUGAAAAAUUGGGCCAUGACUUGGUACGUUUUUCAAUUUUUGAAUUACCAUUUUAUCACUAUAUAAAAACAUCAAUAAAAUAGAUAAUGUUUAGGUACUUACAGAUGAAGAAGAGCUUCUUUUAUUUAGGGC
Messenger RNA from Metopolophium dirhodum (rose-grain aphid), 849 nucleotides. RefSeq names its product neuroglobin-like. The record is from RefSeq and is a predicted model, not a curated record. The coding region runs from base 139 to 591 and encodes 150 amino acids. NCBI's taxonomy places the organism in Eukaryota, Metazoa, Arthropoda, Insecta, Hemiptera, Aphididae. Gene Ontology annotation, molecular function: oxygen binding; heme binding. The transcript has 4 exons.